AUGGAUGGCAUUGGCCGAGGUCCCUGGAGCAAUCCGCUGGCAUAUAUGGCAUCGGUUGGAAUCAAUGAGAGACUCUGGGCGCGAACCCACGCUGUCCCACGAACCAACCCUUAUUACCCUACCGACCAGGCUCAAUCUCCUGAAAGCUAUGUCUCGCUAUUAGACCGUUAUCUCCAAUUGAUACCUUACAUGGCCCCGGCUCCCGCCCCAACGACGCUUUCACACCCGGAUCUACACCAAGACAAUAUUUUCGUUGAUCCAGACACGGAGGAGAUAACAUGUAUUAUUGACUGGCAAUCAGCUUCAGUAUCCGAGCCCUACUUUCAACGUAGCUACCCUCAGAUACUUACUCCAGUCGAGUCUACUGCCAAAGAUAACGACGAUGAUGGAAAAGAUGGCACAGAAUCGGACCCAGACGUGGACAACUUUUUAAAACGACUUCCUAGACUCACCAACCAUUACCAGACCCUUACAAAACAGAGAAAUCCACAGCGGUGGGCCCUAAUGCACGAUCAAAAUCGCUAUUUUCUCACGAAGGUCGUGUCUUCCAUUCCCGGAUCCUGGACACGGGACAACGGCUUCGGUCUGUGCCAUGACUUGGUCACCGCAACCAUAGAUUGGGAGGAGGUUGCCCCGACUGGAAUGCCUUGUCCACUCUAUUUCACGGAUGAGGAACUGACGUGCCACAACCGUGACUUAAAGGUCGUGGCAGAUCUCGCGCAAGUUUUGGAGCAAUUGGAGCAGGGUGGCAUCAUCCCCGAUGGUGGGAAGGUGCGCGCGGAUGAUUAUGAGCGUGCUCUAGAUGCUAGUCGGUCAGUAAAGGAGUGGUUUGUGACUAGGGUGGAGUCUGAGAGGGAACGAGAUUUCAACUCGAAAGUCUGGCCUUAUCGAACUUGA
Messenger RNA from Venustampulla echinocandica, 897 nucleotides. RefSeq lists its product as uncharacterized. The transcript is spliced from 2 exons. The coding region runs from base 1 to 897 and encodes 298 amino acids. Gene Ontology annotation, cellular component: mitochondrion. The record is from RefSeq and is a predicted model, not a curated record. NCBI's taxonomy places the organism in Eukaryota, Fungi, Ascomycota, Leotiomycetes, Helotiales, Pleuroascaceae.